UAAAUAAAUCAGUCGGUCCUGAUUACAUCCCGAAUAGAGUCGUGAAGGAAUUCGCGCAUGAGUUGGCACCUAUCAUCAAAGAUAUUUAUAACCAAUCAAUGAAAGAGGGAUAUAUUCCUGAACUCCUCAAAUCAUCAAUUGUUAUUCCAGUACCGAAGAUCAACCCCCCUAGAACCAUAGAAAAUGACCUCCGACCUAUCUCGUUGACAUGUACCAUAGCAAAGGUCAUGGAAGGUUUUACAUGCACAAGACUCCUACCUCAGUUAGAAGAUAAGCUGGAUCCGCGCCAAUAUGCUCGUAAAAAUCAUUCAACAACAGAUGCUCUACUAUAUACAUUGCAAGCAAUCUACGAAGCAGUGGAUACUGGUGAGGCCGGAGCACGCUUAUUCUUUGCUGAUUUUUCUAAAGGGUUCGACCUUAUUGAUCAUACCAUCCUUCUACACGAACUAGAGAACCUACAAGUUCAUCCUGCACUUUUGAAUUGGAUCGCAGCCUUUCUAACCAACCGUAUGCAGGCUGUUAAAAUUGAUGGAGUUCUAUCAGACUGGAAAUCAGUGAAGGGUGGGGUUCCUCAAGGAACUAAACUAGGCGUAAUUCUCUUUAUUGUCAUGACAAACAAAUUGUUCUGGGAAUGGAAUCUUCGGACUAAAUUUGUCGAUGACACAUCCGUACUGGAGAUUAUUCCAAGAAAUUCCAUUAGCGUCCUAAACAAUGCUGCUGCUGACAUACAUAAUUUUGCCAUAGAGCAUAAUAUGAAGCUAAAUUAA
Molecule: messenger RNA, 767 nt
Organism: Paramuricea clavata
Lineage: Eukaryota; Metazoa; Cnidaria; Anthozoa; Malacalcyonacea; Plexauridae
Source: the annotation of a GenBank genome assembly